Molecule: messenger RNA, 3352 nt
Organism: Sycon ciliatum
Lineage: Eukaryota; Metazoa; Porifera; Calcarea; Leucosolenida; Sycettidae
Exons: 3
Coding region: 368-1765 (465 amino acids)
Molecular function (GO): protein binding
Source: RefSeq, a predicted model, not a curated record
CCAUCCGAGCCAUGGGACCAGGCGAAACCUAGAAAGCGCUGACAGGUUUUCACUUCCUGCUGAGACCAAUCUAAUAGCUAGAGUCGGACCCUGGCUUACGUGUCACCGGUUCCACGCUUACAAGUUCAAGAGAUACGUGCACUCACGUCACUAGUGCUUAGAUACAAGUCGGAGAUCUGAAACUUACAAGCAACCAGUUUAGUUUUGCACAUCAGACGGCGAGAAGAAGUGUUUACUCCUGGGGAAUUUUGUGCCUGUCCGAUACCAUCAGUUCUAAUUUUCUUUCCCUCUGAGCAAGGUUGCUUGUGGCUGUCUCCAGGAUAGAGAUUGAAAAAAUUACAUACAUACAUACAUACAUACAUUGCCAAUGGAUGCCAAUCAGCAAUCUGACCAUUCCGAUGACGAAGCAUCAGCGGUAGCCCUUCCACAACAUAUCACCGCCCUCAUUGAGCAUGAUUAUCCUUUGCCAGGGUUUGUUCCUGUUGGCCUUACUGUUCGGGAUGAUGAAGUCAUGCAAGAAGAGCUGUCGCUAGACGAAGGAGCCGCGGGUUUUGUUAAUGAAUAUGAAGAUCAACAUUCAAGGGCGUUGGAAUCAGUGGAGACAGGACUUGGCAAUAUUCUAUUUGAUGUAUGGGACUCCACUCUAUUACCUUUGCUGGCUAUUGCGGACAUCUUUCAGUUGUGUAGGGUUAGUAGACGCUUGAGAGAGCUGCUACACAAUGAGCACACAUUCAAGGGUCUAUGUCAGCACCGGUAUCAGCUCAGUCCGUAUUUGGAGAUGUCCUACAUUCAGAUUGCCAAAGUCAUGUACAUCGCCACCAGGGUAGCUAGCCUGAUUCGUAGCGGCAUGACGGAGUUCAUGAACAGUGUUAUCCGCAGCAAUGAUCAUCGUGUUUUCGAACACAAAAUGCGGUCGAUUGUGCGAUUAUCAAGCCUCGCUCUGGCAUUGCCUGAGAACGUCGUGAAUACAUUCCCUAGCUGGACAAGCACUGGGCAGUUGAUGAUACUCGCACCACAGCAGUGCCUGUCGGCGGAAGAAGCUUGUACCUACCUUCCAAAUAUUUCACCGACGUUGAUCGCAGAAACAUGCAAUGAGGAACCAGGUUGUAAUUUGUACAGCCUUGAAGACCUAGUGAAGUUAUCGUUUGAGAGGUGCAGCUCUAUUGAACAGUACGAAAUAGCAAUCAUCAAGGAUUUAGAGAAAGAUAGUUCAGAGAUGGUCCAAUACUUGUCGUCAACGAACCGCUCUAGCAGGCUUGUGUGCAUUGCGAAAGGGUUUUACAGCGUCGCAAAGCGAGAUGCGAAAAUGAUCUCAAUACUAGACAACGUUUUCAUGAUCCGUCAUCUCAAACCUAGCUUGUGCUUAGUUACUCCUUGGAAUCAUAACCCCUUCUAUGAUCAAGAUAUCGAUUAUGCUGACAGUGACCUGGUGACUGCUUACAUAUUUAUCUCCCGAUUGUGGAUUGACGCCACUACACUGCUCGCAACAACACACUCUGUGAUUAAUCUACUGAUAACCAGAAACCUGCAGUCAUCAGACGCCGAGGAUUACUUCACGGCUUGUCUUGAGUACAUCACGCUCUGGCUGAGUUUGCCACAGUCCAGUCGCCCCAAGGGUGACCAUCUAUUUCGUGGCUUGGGUACCUACAUACUUGAGUCAUCACUAGGAUCAGAUUCGCAGAGAAGAUUGACCAAAGUCGAUUUCCUGAAUGCUUUGACACAAUAUGGCGAUGAACUUGUUGCCAAUGCGAUCUUGCACGUCUAAGACUUUUAAUAUUAUUCCUCCUGCUGGAAAAGCCCAAACAAGUUCUGCACAUUAUUUCCCUAGUCAUUUCUGUUUGUUGAGAAGUGUCGUCGAUAUUGAUAAACUUUGAUUCAGACUCUUUUGAUCUCUUUUGAUCUUGUUGACUUGCUCAAUUGAGUUUUGUUAUUACAGACUUAUACAAGUUUUGAGAGGCGACUAAGCACGUGUGCAAGCCGUGGAAGCAUUACGUCAUAGUUUCCUCUCCACCCGACUACUCACCUAUUCUCAAAUGACGCUUCCACUACAUUUUGCAUUUUUAAUUAUUUUCACUUAAAAACUUCGCUGCAGAUAUGGCUCAUACUUCUGUUCACAAGAACUGUAUUACUACUGUUAGGUACCUCCUCCCGUACCUUUUCUAGCUGGCCUGCAUGCACUUGCGUACUCACCUUUUGUCUCCUUUUCUUCCGUUGGCCUGGGUAGCUACUUGCGCGCCCAUAUUUGCCAUAGCUACCCAGGCCCUUUAUCUUGCCGUUCAGACUUGAUCUCUUGCUCUCUUUUCUCACUCUUCAAUGCAGUCGUUUCGUUCGUCUUGGUCUCUUGUCUCGUCGUCUAUAAUAAAUGUCGUUCCCCCAACCUACCUGUUCCCGUUGUAAUGUCUGGAUAAUGUGUCGUCAGUCGUCCUGUUUCGAAUUCAACAUUGGCGCCCGAUUAUUGAUCGACCCACGACCCUGAGAUCAUCCCAUGCCCAGCCGUCCUCAACCGCCAUUCGUCUCGUCUAUGUCAACCUCGUCUCGUCCAUGUCAGUCUCGUCUCUCCUACGCCAACCUCGUCUCUCCUACGCCAACCUCGUCUCGUCUAUGUCCACCUCGUCUCGUUCAAGCCAUGCAGGUCAGCUACCUUUCUCUCUUUCUUUUUUUGUAUCCUUCUUCGUCAAAUUUAUUUUCCUGAAUUUUUUUGUAGUGUAUGCGCGCGCGUGUGUUCGUAAAACAUUACCAAGUUAGGGGUCCGAUCAUGGUGAGCCACGCUCUAAUUUUUGGAUGUUUAGCAAAAGUGUAAGUAGGCUGUAUUAGCCGUGCAAAAUACUAGUAAUUCACGUUCCUCGUCAAACUCCAAUAGUUAUUACACACUAUAAGUAGUACAGGAAUGAUCUGUAGUGCAUUUCUAGUAAACACUUUCGUGAGAUCCGUGCGCGCGUGCAAUAUGUGUGUGUGUGUGUUUUUUCUCCUCCAGUCAUUUUUAAAAUCUUUUUCUCUCUUUUUUUCUCUCCGCGAGGACGCGGGAUUUUUUCAUGGAGGGGUGGUAUGUUAGGUACCUCCUCCCGUACCUUUUCUAGCUGGCCUGCAUGCACUUGCGUACUCACCUUUUGUCUCCUUUUGUUCAGUUGGCCUGGGUAGCUACUUGCGCGCCCAUAUUUGCCAUAGCUACCCAGGCCCUUUAUCUUGCCGUUCAGACUUGAUCUCUUGCUCUCUUUUCUCACUCUUCAAUGUAGUCGUUUCGUUCGUCAUGGUCUCUUGUCUCGUCGUCUAUAAUAAAUGUCGUUCCCCCAACCUACCUGUUCCCGUUGUAAUGUCUGGAUAAUGUGUCGUCAGUCGUCCUGUUUCGAAUUCA